Strongylocentrotus purpuratus (purple sea urchin) is the source of this 2543-nucleotide messenger RNA. It is a transcript of the gene dnal1, whose product is annotated as dynein light chain 1, axonemal. Bases 151 to 759 code for a protein of 202 amino acids. The record is from RefSeq and is a predicted model, not a curated record. Gene Ontology annotation, molecular function: protein kinase binding. The transcript is spliced from 9 exons. Gene Ontology annotation, cellular component: cytoplasm. Lineage: Eukaryota; Metazoa; Echinodermata; Echinoidea; Camarodonta; Strongylocentrotidae.
CUUCAUUACGUUUCUAUGGACACUCAAGCGAGAUUACGGCGAGCUUAACACCGAAUAAAGGAAGGCCGAAGGACAAGCAUUUUAACUUUAAGUUUGCUCUCAUCACUAAACUGUUCUGUCGUUGAUGCUUAAUUGAAUCUGUUGCAGAAAAUGGCAGGUAAUAAAGGGACCACAAUCAAAGAAGCCCUCUCCAGAUGGGAGGCAAAAGAAAUGGAAAACAGUGAGAGCAAGGAAAAGGUCAAAGCCUCUGAUGCAAAGGCAGUCAAGCUCUUCUUCCAGAUCCCUCCCAUUGAUAAAAUGGAUGCAUCUCUCUCAACUCUGGCCAACUGCGAGCAAUUGUCCCUUUCAACAAAUAUGAUUGAAAAGAUUGCAAACUUGAAUGGCCUAAAAAGCCUCAAGAUUCUAUCACUUGGUAGAAAUCUUAUCAAGAAUCUCAAUGGACUGGAAGCAGUAUCGGACACAUUACAAGAACUCUGGAUCUCCUACAACUUUAUUGAGAAGUUGAAAGGCAUCCAGGUCCUCAAGAAACUCAAAGUGUUGUACAUGUCCAAUAAUUCAGUCAAAGAUUGGGGAGAAUUCGACAAACUGAACCAGUUGCCUUGCCUAGUAGAACUUGUAUUUGUAGGUAACCCACUAGAAGAGAAGCAUUCAGCAGACGGAGACUACAUUACACUCGUCAUGAAGAAACUUCCAGGACUAAAGAAGCUUGAUGGUGAACCGCUUGUUGACAACAAAAUGGAAGAAGAGGAUGAAGAUUGAUGUACCAGAAGAAACUCAUCUCAUUGCUACAAAUGUUUGCGCAAGAUGGACACACCUCAUGCAGAUUUUCAUAAUCUUUUACAUUUUUUUAUUAUACGGAAUUCAUCACAUUACCUUUGGGAGAACAAUGUGGAAAGUGUGCCCAUGUUAUGGUGUUACACAGUAUAGUUGUUCCUCUCUUUAUAAUACCCUCUUGUAAUCUUUCCUUACUUUCUCUAGCAUUCUUGCAAAGUUAUGUCCAAUAUUAAUUGAAUACACCUAGUUUUCGGGAAGAAGUUACAUUUUUUUCUUAAUUUGGCAGUGUUUGACCAAACAUCCCUGACAGACAUAAGAACAAAUUAUUGAGGUUUAGUAGAAUACAAGUGGAUGUAUAUUUUCAGUUCAAAUUCUAUGUGUACCACAUAAAGGAAUUUCCAACACAAUAUCACGACCCAUUAAAUUUCCCUAUCACAUUUUAGGCUGAUUUUUCAACCUGUUUUUGUUCUCUCAUGUUAGAUAGGUAAUCCCUUUACAGAGUAGGUUUAUUGUCUGAAGCAUAAUAUCCUGAACUGUAAAAAUGUAUGUAGCCCCUUCAAUACAUUUCACAUAUGUUCCUGCCAACCAAAAUGGUAAGUUUUUUUGGGGUUGCCUGCCCUUUUGUUCCUUCUACUCUGCAAUAAUUACAUGAAAUCUAAUAGGAUUUUACUCUUUGAUAUUGCGAUGCCUCGAGCAUCAUUUUAAGUAUGAACAUCCAACAUGUUAUCAGUGUACACCAAGAAAGUGGAGAUGAUGGGACUUGGUCCAGUUGUUUAAGGUCACUUGGGUCAGUUUUAUUAUGUGGUAGCCUGAUCUAUUCUCUUCUUGAAUCAUACACAAACUUAUCCGAGCAAAGAUGUGGCAAUAGUGGCAAAUGGUAAGAGAUAACUGAAUAUUGGUACAGGUAGAGUAUUUGGGAUGUGCUCACAUAAUUUUCAAGGUAAGUCUUGGUAUAAUGUUAUUUAAAUAAAGACAGUUUUGAUAAAAACAGUUAAAUUGAAUAAAAUUUGUCUCGUCAGUCUUGUAUGAUAACCAGUAUAGUGUUGAUCUUAUACUUUUUUAAUAGAGCUCCCACUCUUAUUUUAGCAUGAAGUAUAUUAAUAUUAUUCAUACUCUACAUUGAUAUCUAAUUUCUCUUCAAAUAGGAAGAUUUGAUAUGAAUAUUUCAAUGUGUUAUCUACACCUUGAUCAAAACAAAAAUUGAAUGUUGUAAUUAUAAAAUUAUCCCUUUGUUAAAAUCCCAAGGGGUUUUGUUGUUUUUUCUCCAAAAUGAUACCUGUAAAAUUGUGGGUAGUCUGCAGGGUUGUUUAUUUGCUGUAUAUGAGAUACAGUGGAACCUUGUUAUAAAGAGGGACUAAGAAAAUGUUAUUUAUUGAUACCUUGUUAUAUGAAGGUUCAAAACAGUAAGUUUCAAAGAAGUGGGACCAUCACCAGUCGAUGAGAGCUUUUCUCCAAUUGAUGUUUAUAAUGAGGUUCCAACUGAAUAUUUUUCACAUAUUUGAAAAUUCAUUUAUAUAGAUCCAAAAAUAACUAAAAAUUAUUCAGUUAGAAAUUUAUUUAUGACUAGGAUUAUGGUCACCUUUCUGUCUGAAAAUGACAUUAAGGUGUAGGUAUGUUAUGUGCCUGUGGACAUUUUUAGCCAAUUCAGAAAGUUGUUUUUGCAUAAUAUGUUUUUUUGCAAAGUGAACUGAAAAAACAAGGAAUCCUGUAUCAAUAUGUAUAUAUACUGUGUAUGAUAUGUAAAUAAAAUUGUAUUUGUAAAACUUUCA